Molecule: messenger RNA, 2476 nt
Organism: Amaranthus tricolor (Joseph's coat)
Lineage: Eukaryota; Viridiplantae; Streptophyta; Magnoliopsida; Caryophyllales; Amaranthaceae
Exons: 14
Coding region: 109-2331 (740 amino acids)
Source: RefSeq, a predicted model, not a curated record
GAGGCCAACCGUUUCCUGCUCAAAAGAAACGAGAUAGAAAUACAGAUGAAACUCUAAAGACUGAAACCCACUCUUCAUCUUCUUAAUUCUUCCUUCAAUCCGCCAUUGAUGAAAAAGAUGUUAGCUUUCUCUCCAUUACCCACUUCCCCAUUUCAGUCCAUGUUUAUCCCAACUUCUCAAUCCCAUUUCCCAUCAUCUUUUUCUUCUACCUUUUCCUGUUCUUUCUCCCCUGCUUCUUCUGCUGCUGAAUCAAAACUCUCAUCACAAGAAUCUUCUAAUACUGUUUCCAAUCCUCCUCCUGAUUUCAGCCCCAAAACCCAGAAGAAAAAGAUGAAGAAUGAUAGUGAUAUUGAAAAGAAAAUAUCCCAAAUUCAAGUUUCAAGGCAGAAAUAUAUACCAGUUUCUAAAACCCAACUUCAAGAUGCUCUCAUCUCUUUUCUUCGUUCUCAGCAUCAUUCCUCUAAUCAUGAUGGUGAUGAUUCUAUUAUCUCCCACUUUCUUCUCCUCUCCUCGUGUUUGGACUCAAUUCUUCACGCUGAACAUAAAAACAUCUUGGAGGAAAUGCGGGCGGACUAUUUUUCCACUCAGCCUGUAAGAGAUGAGGAGGAUUUGGAUACUUUUAGGCUUGAAAGCAAAAGAGGUGAUGAUCUUGCGGAGAGCAUUGAGUUUGUUGAUGAUCGAGGGAAUGGGAGUAUGAAGAGUUAUGAAGGUAACACUGAAAAGUUAGAGGAGAACCCAUUGUCUUUCUUAAAUGGGUUGGAUUUAAUGCAGUUUUUUGGUUCUUCAAUGGCUGAUGCAAAGAAGGAUGAUGAUAAGAGCUCCAGUACUUUUGAAGUUGCUGCAGCAGCCCGUUUCCAGCGCUCUUUCAUGAAGUUACUUCAGAAUGCACAAUUUGAAGAACUUUCAGUGAGAGAUUUGAUGCUUACAUCUGCACUAAACAGUGAUUAUCUUCUCACUUUGCCAAUAUAUGUAGAUUGGAAGAGGGCUUCGCAGUCAAAUGCCAUUAUAUUCAGGAGAGGCUAUAAUACUGAGAAGCAGAAGGGGUUGCUCAUUGUUGAAAAGCUUGAUUAUCUACAAUCGAAGGUCCUCCAAAAAUCUUUUGACCUCAUAUCAAAACCACUGCUGACUGUUGGACUCUGGAUUAAAGAGGCCAUUGAACGAACCAGAGAGAAUGAAGGUGUUCAACUUUGGAUCAAGAGAACACAGCUCUGGUUUCAGGAGAUAUCUCAAUUCCAACAGCUAUAUUCUCCCAAGAACAGAACUUCAGAUGAUAUAACUAAAUUUGACCAGGAUUUGGAUGAGGACUUGCCUAUUUGGCUGGCUGCACAAGAGGCUGUGAGUCGUUACGAAGGGUUCUUAUCAUCAUUAGGACCUAGAAGUAGAUUACUAAGGAAGUUCCUCGCUUGGAUUGGAGUUCUACCGCCAACACAAGAAUUUUCUUGUGAGUUUGAUUCUGAGGAUAAUGUUGCUACUGAGCCUCACCUAAGGCCACUUCUAUUAUCUAGAAUUACACUUAAUGACAUUUGGAGACCCGCUACAAGAAAAUAUUGUGGAAACAGUUUAUGGAGAACGUUGAAAGUUGGGUUAUCUAUUAUUUUCUCCAAAUCAAUCAUACAGGAACCAGCAUUUCAGGAAUUGAUUUUGCUGUACACUGAGGAGACUGAAGAUAUGAAAUUAACGGGCAAAACCAAGAUCCCUUCGUUGCAAUUGAAAAUAUAUGAGAAGAUUCCUGUGCCAGAUUUGCCGGUCAUUUUUCCUCACAAAAAACUAUCAUUCCGCAUACUAGACACAGUGCGCUUGGAUGUUGCUACGAUUGUAGGGCUUCUGGCUUACGUUAUCAAUUACAAAUUUGAGGAUGUCGUAUCUUCUCCGUCCGCUAUAAUUCUAGAUGUCAUUGCUGUGAGUGCCCUCAUUAUAUUUGUGACACGGGUAGCUCUUGGAUACAAACAGACAUGGGAUAGAUAUGAGCUACUCGUCAACAGGACGCUAUAUGAAAAAACUUUGGCUAGUGGGUUUGGCUCAGUUUAUUUCCUUCUAGACGCUUCAGAACAGCAGCAAUUCAAAGAAUGCAUAUUAGCGUACGGGAUCCUGCUCAAAUCAGAAAAUAGUCAGUUUCCCACUCGCUCAUCCCUUGGAGAGGAAUGUGAGAAGUUUUUGUACAGAAAUUUCAAAGAAAAGGUACAGAUGCCUGUUGACAAGGCUGUAGAUAUGUUGAUAUAUUUGGGUCUCGUAUUGGAAAAGAAAGUAAAGGGUACGAAUGUUUUGGAAGUUGUUCCUUGCUCCUCGGCAUAUGAUUCCCUGAGAAAGCAUUGGGAUCAUCUGUUACUUUAGGCAUGAGUAAGUCUUGUAAUAACUAGCAUAGUAAACAUGUAUGAGGUUUUAAACUCCCGCAAGCAUGUAAGAGUUUUCUUUCAUGCGUUGUAGACAAACUUUUGAGCUUUCAUGGAGAGGAAUAAAGAAAAGCGAUUUUCAAUAA